AUGGCCCCUUCACUCGAGACCCCAGAAUCCACACCAGUGUCCAAAACCCAGCAGCAACGAACACCACUAAAACCAACCGGAAUCCUCGAUCAAUUCAAGCAAAGAGACCUCACAGCCGUAGUCGGCACCGAAUUCCACGACAUCAAUCUUGUAGACUGGCUACACGCACCAAACUCCGACGAGCUCCUUCGCGACCUCGCUAUCAAAAUCUCCCAACGCAACGUCGUCGUCUUCCGCAAGCAAGACGCCCUCAACAAUGACCUCCAAAAAGAACUAGUCCAACGUCUAGGCGAGCUAUCCGGAAAACCGAGCACAUCUAAACUUCACAUCCACCCAACCGUGAACAUCGGCGCCUCAGACGGCGCAACCAAAGACAAAGAAAUCAGCGUCAUCGACUCAACCCGUGGCCGCAUCAUUUUCAAAGGCGUCCAGGACCGCGAGACCAUCAAGGCGAGUAACACGGACCAAUGGCACUCUGAUAUCACGUUCGAGCCCGUGCCGAGCGAUUAUGCGGUGCUGAGGCUGACGAAGCUGCCGAGAACUGGGGGAGCAGACACCAUGUUCGCCUCCGGCUACGACGUCUUCGACCGCAUCUCACCUCCCUACCAAAAGUUCCUCGAGUCCCUCACUGCGACGUAUGGCCAGCCGAAAUUCGGCAAAGCAGCCGCGAUAAACGGCUACAAGCUCUUCACCGAAGAGCGCGGGGCUCCGGAAAACGUGGGCGAUGAUCUCAGCGCUAUCCAUCCCGUGAUCCGCACCAAUCCCGUGACCGGUUGGAAGUCGGUGUUUUCGGUUGGGCAUCACGUGCAGCAUAUUAACGGCGUUACGGAGCAGGAGUCGCAGGCCUUGCUGGAUUGGUUCUUGAGGUUGAUUGUAGAGAACCAUGAUUUGCAGGUCAGAGUACAUUGGGACAACGAGAAUGAUGUUGUUAUUUGGGAUAACCGUUCUACGUACCAUGCAGCCACUCCGGAUUAUCAGGGACUUGGGACAAGGACUGGACAGCGUGCAGUGAGCUUAGGGGAGAGGCCGUACUUAGAUCCGGAGAGCGUUUCGAGGAGACACGACCUUUUGAAUCAAGGGACUGAGGUUGCGCUUUUGAAGACAACGGUGGCUGGCGGAGAAGUGUAA
This is a messenger RNA of Mytilinidion resinicola, 1128 nucleotides long. Its product is annotated as taurine catabolism dioxygenase. The record is from RefSeq and is a predicted model, not a curated record. Gene Ontology annotation, molecular function: 2-oxoglutarate-dependent dioxygenase activity. Gene Ontology annotation, cellular component: cytoplasm. The transcript is spliced from 4 exons. Lineage: Eukaryota; Fungi; Ascomycota; Dothideomycetes; Mytilinidiales; Mytilinidiaceae. The coding region runs from base 1 to 1128 and encodes 375 amino acids.